Messenger RNA from Cladocopium goreaui, 2421 nucleotides. NCBI's taxonomy places the organism in Eukaryota, Dinophyceae, Suessiales, Symbiodiniaceae. The record is from the annotation of a GenBank genome assembly.
AUGGUUGAGGCUUCUCCUGAUGAAGUCAAAGAAGCUUUGAGAAGUUCGGGUUCCAAACCACCAGGAAAGUCCCGUACUGCCACUGCUGCCAAAGCCAAACCGACAGCCACACCCAAAGGGAAUCAAACCAGCCCUGCGGGUCCCAGUGUGGGGCCUACUAAUGAGAAGGAAACACCUAUGAAAGAGAACAAACGAUGUCCCAAAGGACCCCCACCGGAAGCUACACCUGAACACAAUGUUGCGCCAGUUGAGUUGAAACGACAGCGUGGAAAAGCAAAAGAUCCCAAUCCUGAUGCCCAGAUUGAAAGCUUGAAGAAGGCACAUCAGAACUACAUUGCAGGCGUCGUCAAGUUCUGCGAGAAAAAGGGCAACGAAAAGCUGGUGAGGAUGCUCGGAUGCUUUUUUCCUGCCGCCGUCUCUACCACUUAUACUUAUAGGAAGGACAAGUACAACAAGAAGAUCAACAAAUACUAUGUUGAGUACGAGGAGGAUGAUGAGUCGGCGGGCGAGGACAUCGAGAGAGAGAUCUGUGAAGAGGUUGAGGAAGGUGGCGCAGUUUCAAUUCCUCGCCUCCGGCAGAGAGCGCCAGUUGCGCACCUGCCGGACGUGCCGUCUGAAGAUUCUGAGUCAGACUCAGAGUCAGGCAAAGGUAAGAAGGGUGCUGACUUGGCAAAUGGGGGCCCCAAGGAGUUCAACAACUUGAAGAAGUUUGGUGACUCACUUCUGUCAAGAUCUUCCAAAGUAAGCGAUUUGAUCACCAAGUUGGAGACAGAGUUGGCUGCCAAAGAACUUGAUGAAAAAAGCUCAGAAUACAAACGUGAAAGAGCUCUACCCCAUGAAUCAGCUCGCAUUCUACGGCACUAUGCCAAACUGAUCGCCAAUGGCGUUGGGGCCCUGGUGGUGAUAGACCUUUGGGCCGCAUGCCAGCAUGUGGUGGAGCUUGCACAGGCGCAGGCUGCAGAGACCCCAUUAGCAUGCAGGGCUAUAAGAGACUUUGCAGGGAUCUCCCUAGCUCAUGCUGAAAGAGGAUGCCAUCGGGUAUUCAAAAAGUAUGGUUUCUCAGCGGCUGUCUAUGUCGAGAGGGUCAACUUAGGGCCACAAAAGUUGAAAGAGUUUCCCUACAUCAAGAUGAGCUCUUGGGUGCGCCUGUUGUUGGACAGCAAGAGGUUGCCAAGACAGUUGUGUGGAGUAGCAACAUGGGACCAAAUGAACGAAACCCUGACAGAAUUUUGGUCUCGUUUCCGAGAACUACAUCCCACGCAUGAGAUCUUCAACCGGGAGAAUGUAGAUCUAUCAUGUGCUGUGCCAGUGUUUUCGCACACAGAUGAGGGCCGCUCAUACAAACACCAACCACUUUGGGUGUUGUCAACUCAUGGGUGCCUAGGCCGUGGUACCAAAGAGUACGUUGACAAAGGGAAGCAUUUGGCACCAAUCAAAAGACGAGGUAUGGGUCUGAACUUUCUUGGGAACACCUGGUCCAACCAAUUUAUCUUCUGUACCAUGUUACGCGCAGUGACUGUAGAGUAUCCUGGCAGCAUGACCACACUUUUGGAGCUCUAUGCAGAGGACAUGGCUAUGCUAGCAGACCAAGGCAUGACAAACAGCCGUGGGGAUCGUCGUGUUUGGUUGGUCCAUGUGGCUACAAAGGGAGAUUUACCAGCCCUUUCCAAAUUGGGAGGUUUCAAACGCACCCAUUCUCAUGUUCCAAAAGCUGGAUCUUCAAAGAAAGCCUGCCGUGGCAUUUGCCACAUGUGCCUUGCGGGGAAGGAGUCAAGUGGACCUGGUGACCCUUUUUUUCCGUAUGAGGAUACAAGUGUUCAACCCAAGUGGGAGGAGACAGUGGAGGUGGAGGAUCCGUGGGACACAGUUCCUGCAAUUUUGAGGGGGCUACCGCUCUGCCCUGAGAAGAAGGCAUCGUUCUUUGUCACUGAUGUGUGGCACAAUCUGCACUUAGGUCUGGCGAAACAUUUCUUUGCAUCUUCAGUCAUUUGUGCAGCAAAGUCGGUCUUCGCCAUCAACACUGCUGUGAGCUUCAUGUACGGCCAGGGAUACUGGAUCAGAAGUGACCAAGCCAAAAAACUCAGCAUGUGGAUGUUUGCGUUUUUGCAGGGUUUCACAACCUGUGCUGAUAUUUGUUUGAGAGAAGGUUACCAGCGAUAUGCCUUAAUGCCCAAACUGCACUUUCUCCACCACUCCGCUUGGAGAUUGCUCCAAGAAUCAAGAAGGGGAAGGUUUGCUGUGAACCCACUUAGUGAAAGUGUACAGUGCCAGGAAGAUUUUAUCGGCCGCCCGAGCCGUUUGAGCAGGCGUGUUGAUGUUCGUUUGAUACACACUAGGGUCAUGGAGCGAGCUUUGAUUUGUGCACAAGAAGCUUUAGAAGUCUCAGAUGGUGAUCGACGAGGGUUGAUCCUCCCAAACUGA